UUUAGCAAAGCUAAAAUGUUCUUUAAGUGUAUAAUUUUAUUAUCGAUUGCCGUCCUGGUUUUUGCUGCCCAAAUUCCUAGGCCAGAGGAAAGAAUUAUUGGAGGCCAUUAUAUUCCCAUCGAAUAUGUUCCUUGGCAAGUGUCAUUGUUAAAUAAUAUGGUACUCCGCUGCGGUGGAAGUAUACUUAGCGAUCGGGUUAUCCUUACUGCUGCUCAUUGUGUUUUUAACGUAACGAUUGAGGAUUUAUCGGUUCGCGCUGGAUCAUCGCAUUGGGGAAAAGAUGGUCAAGUGGUGAAGGUUCUGAAAGCCAUACCCCAUGAGCAAUAUUGUCACUCUUGCUCUGUUAACGACGUUGCUGUGCUGAUUUUGGAAUCACCCCUCAAGUUCAGUGCUGAUGUACAGAACAUAGCUCUAGCUGAAAAACCUUCUCAGGCUGGAAAUAUUACCUUGGUCUCCGGAUGGGGAGUUACUCUCGAAGGCGCAAAUUUCUCUUGGCCCAUUCUGCAAGGCGUCCAUGUGACUAUAAUUGAUCCCACUGAUUGUAAGAGAUCUCAUGGUGAGGACGUUAUUUGUGCCGACGCUGUUGAAAGGGACGUAUGUAACGGCGAUUCCGGCGGACCUUUGGUUAGCUUACCGGAUCGAAAGCUCAUUGGCAUAGUUUCCUGGGGAGAUGGCUGUGCACAGAAAAACCCUGGAGUCUAUGCAGAUGUUGUUUUCUUCCGCAACUGGUUCAAUAGUACAAUUAACAAGAACCUCAACUAAAAUACCGACGAAUGUUAAAUAUGAAUGUGUACACAAACAAAAUGGGAAGUCUCUAUCUUCUC
Molecule: messenger RNA, 824 nt
Organism: Drosophila suzukii
Lineage: Eukaryota; Metazoa; Arthropoda; Insecta; Diptera; Drosophilidae
Product: trypsin alpha-like
Biological process (GO): proteolysis
Molecular function (GO): serine-type endopeptidase activity
Source: RefSeq, a predicted model, not a curated record